Poecilia latipinna (sailfin molly) is the source of this 2076-nucleotide messenger RNA. It is a transcript of the gene ephx2, whose product is annotated as epoxide hydrolase 2, cytoplasmic. The transcript is spliced from 17 exons. The record is from RefSeq and is a predicted model, not a curated record. Gene Ontology annotation, molecular function: catalytic activity. Bases 115 to 1890 code for a protein of 591 amino acids. NCBI's taxonomy places the organism in Eukaryota, Metazoa, Chordata, Actinopteri, Cyprinodontiformes, Poeciliidae.
AUUCCCAGUGGGCGGAGCAGCAGCGUCAGUGCGUACAAAGGGCAACUCUCGAAACAUAACAACCCUCACUGCUGCAGCCGCACACAAAUCAACAGCCUGCAGCUUCCAGGUCCGAUGGCGGGGAAGAAAGCGGUUCUGUUCAACUUCUGGGGCGUCGUUGUUCCGUCACGACCCACCGGUGUUUUCCACAAACUGGAGGAGCUGCACAGUCUGCCGCGAGGUUUUCUGUCCAAUGUGGCGUCUCAAAAUAAAGGAGCUUUGAUUCAGGCAGAAAAGGGCAAAAUGACUCUAAAUCAGAUGAUCCCGGCUUUUCAAGCUGAAUGUGCCAAACAAGCUGAGGUCAGAGGCCUGGCGCUGCCGUCUGAUUGGUGUGUCAGCUGUCUGCUGGAGGAGGUCAGAAAGGCCAUGAUGGACGUCCAAGAUAUUGUGCUGAAAACGUCUGCAAGUCUGCGUUACCACGGAGUACUGACCGCAGUCCUGGCCAAUCACUGGCUGGACGACAGCGCCUCCGGAGACGACCCGGCUCGGCUCCUCUGUCUCCUGGGUAGCAACUUUAACCUGGUCCUCCAGUCCUGCCAUUCAGGUCACAGAGUGCCAGAGUUCGCCAUGUUCAACUCUGCUUUGGACCAGCUGGGGAUCCCCUCACAGCAGGUGGGAGAUAUCCCUUUAAGAGAGACGCAACAGCUGAUUCCUGACCCAGGAGCUGAACCCAUCCAACCGUUUCAGGCUCUGUGGCUCGAUGUGGACGAGGAGAGUGUGAAGGCAGCAGAGACGGCAGGGAUGAAGGCCGUCCUGGUGGACAACCUGGAGGCUGCUCUGCACAAACUGUCCGACUUCACUGGAGUUCAGGCUGUUGGCGCAGAGAGUCCUCCCAUCGCCUGCAGCCCUGACCAGGUGUCUCAUGGACACGUCACCAUCAGACCUGGUGUUCGGACCCACUACGUGGAGAUGGGCUCCGGGCCGCCGGUUCUGCUGUGCCACGGCUUCCCAGAGAGCUGGUACUCCUGGCGGUACCAGAUUCCCGCUCUGGCUGCCGCCGGGUUCAGGGUCCUGGCUCUGGACAUGAAGGGAUACGGCGAAUCCACAGCACCCCCUGACAUUGAGGAAUAUUCCCAGGAGAAGCUUUGCAAGGAUCUAAUCUCCUUCAUGGACAAAAUGUCCAUACCACAGGUCACCCUUGUGGGUCACGACUGGGGCGGUGCCCUGGUUUGGACUAUGGCCCGGUAUUUUCCAGAGAGAAUCAGGGCGGUAGCGUCUCUGAAUACUCCCCUGUUCCCACCGGACCCUUCGAAACCGCCUUCAGAGAAACUAAAGGCUCUGCCCGCUUUUGACUACCAGAUUUACUUCCAGAAACCAGGAGUAGCCGAGGCCGAGCUGGAGAACGACUUGGAGAGAACAUUCAAGAUUUUCUUUUCCAGCAGCCGUGAAGCCGCAGGUCGUCCGGCUCUUAGCACAUCGGGGGUCUGCGCUCGAGGCGGGCUGUUUGUGGGUCUGCCACAGCAGAUUCCUCGCAGCUCAAUGCUAACUGAGGCCGACCUGCGCUACUACGUUGGUCAGUUCAGAGGGAGCGGCUUCAGGGGACCGCUGAACUGGUACCGAAACAACCAGGCCAACUGGAAGUGGAUGUGUUCACAGCCCACUGGGAAGAUUGCCAUGCCAGCGCUGAUGGUGACGGCAGAGAAAGACCCCGUCCUGCUGCCGGCGAUGUCUCACGGCAUGGAGGAUCUGGUCCCCAAUCUGAGCAGAGGACACAUCGAGGACUGUGGACACUGGACGCAGAUGGACAAACCGGCAGAGACCAACAACAUCCUGAUAUCGUGGCUGAGAGAGACGCACGGACCGGCAGGCGGAGGACCGGCAGGCGGCGAGCUGCUGGCGCCCAAACUGUGACGCAGGAACAUGACCAAAGUUGCAUUUCAGGUUUUACAACGGAGGGAAGUGUUAGGAAGGAAUGAGAACAGGAUGCAAACAAGUUUAAAGAAAAACAAGGAGAAAAUGGACGGAAGAAGAAGCAAAGAGAUUUAAAUGAAUAAAAACUAAAGAUUUGACAAUUAAAAACCAAAGUCUUCAUGAUUC